Coregonus sp. 'balchen' is the source of this 6541-nucleotide messenger RNA. The record is from the annotation of a GenBank genome assembly. Lineage: Eukaryota; Metazoa; Chordata; Actinopteri; Salmoniformes; Salmonidae.
GACCUCAUCGUAGACCAGACCAUUGAGAAGGUGUCCUUCUGCGCGCCCGACCGCAAUUAUGACAAGGCCUUCUCCUACAUCUGCCGUGACGGCACCACACGCCGCUGGAUCUGUCACUGCUUCAUGGCCCUGAAGGACUCGGUGAGGGUGUGUGUGUGUGUGAGUGGGCCCAGGCCCAGCGACUAGAUUAAUUCAAUCCCCGCAUCGCUCGCCCAGGGAUUAAGAUAAGGAUUACGCUAGGGUUAUCUCUAUCUCAAUUGCUUCUUGGAGCGCUAUCCACUGUGACCUCCUGGCACUCUGAGCCACAUUUCCUCCAGGGUGAUAACCACUUUUAUAGCAUAAUGGAAUGAAAAUGGAGUGCCAAGUCAUUCCUCACAGACAUGGUUCUGGUUUGAUAAAGCAUUUUCCAGUAGGGAAAUUGACUGGCUUUAGGCUAUAUUCAGGCUUUUUCAGUAUUAGUGCCCAUUCACACAUAAUAGAAUUUUACACACACGCAUGCGCCCACCUACGCACACCAAAAGGGUGUUGAGGAGGAGUGUUGACUGGGUGUGUUGUGGUCACCAGGGCGAGCGUAUGAGCCACGCCGUGGGCUGUGCCUUCGCCGCCUGUCUGGAGAGGAAGCAGCGGCCGCGAGAAGGAGUGUGGCGUCACAGCCUCGUUCGACGCCAGCCGCACCUCCUUUGUGCGCGAGGGCUCGUUCCGCAUGACGUCGUCCAGCCAGCAGGGGGGCGAGCACGAUGACAUCAUGAAGCAGCUGCAGGACAAGAAGAAAGGUAUGACUCACCAGGAGAAGGAGAGCAGACCCACAGCCAGACAUGUCUGUCACUCACAUUCUAAUGUAUCACUGGAAAGUCAAAUGUGGCCUAUGUUAUAGAGCUAACAGGAACAGGAGGAUGUUGAUGGUUGCUGUUGUUCACCUCAAUCACUCUGAAGUGUAACAACACAUCUACUGUAUAUUGGCUGGUAGUAACCUUUAUCAGUGUUAUUGGCUGUAGUGGUUACUGGUUGUAGUCCAACAUUAACCAUGGUCAUUAUAGUCCAACAUUAACCCUGGUCAUUGUAGUCCAACAUUAACCCUGGUCAUUGUAGUCUAACAUUAACCCUGGUCAUUGUAGUCUAACAUUAACCCUGGUCAUUGUAGUCCAACAUUAACCCUGGUCAUUGUAGUCCAACAUUAACCCUGAUCGUUGUAGUCCAACAUUAACCCAGGUCAUUGUAGUCCAACAUUAACCAUAGCCAUUGUCCUCUGUCUGUCUCCAGAGCCCCCGUGUACCAUCCCAGCCAUCCCCCCUGGCACCUCCUCACCCCCUGAGGGCACGGCCUCGCCUCUGGGGCAGGGGGUGGAGCACGCCAUCCCGCGGCGCCACGCGCCCAUUGAGCAGCUGGUGCGGCAGGGCUCCUUCCGGGGCUUCCCGGCCCUCAGCGGGAAGAACUCGCCAUUCAAGAGGCAGCUCUCGCUGCGCCUCAAUGACCUGCCUUCCAACCUGCAGCGCAAGACCGCCGAUUUCCAGAGCAAGAACCCAGGUUAGCCUCACCUGUUUAUGUUAGCUUAGCUAAGUCUCUGCAUUCUACGAACUAGGACAAAGAGUGUUCAGCCUCACCAGUCUAGGACAACAUAGUCCGGCAAUGCCACCCUUCCAUGUCGUGUUCAUCACUCGGAGGAAGCCUGGAAAUAAAGGCUAAUGUCAACCAGUGCCUGGAGUUUUCCUGCCUUCAUGUUCUGACCAAGGAUAACUCAGGGCUUUUUCCUGGUCAGAUCAUGGGUCAGGAAAAACUAUGGACCCUUAUGACAACGUAUGGUGGUGUUUAUAAUUAUACCAAAGUAGUAUUUGACCAGGAACAAGUGAAGCCAGGGAUUGAUUGAUUGGGGUCAUAAUAGCAGUGAAGUUGAUCAUUACUGUGUUAUUAAGGCUGUUGUUGAUUGCUGUGGCUGAUUACUGAGUCCAUGUAAUGGUUAUUUUUAACAAGUAUAAUAAUAAGGAUUCCCAGCAUGGCUUUAUUUCUGCUGUAGUGAGGUAUAUUAAACCUCUCAGUUAUGUUGAUUAUAGUUAUUAUGAGACCGGAGGCAGCACAAUUGUGCCUGACAUCUAUUUACAUGAAUGUAUGUAGCAGUAGCAGUAGUAGAAUAGUGUACAGAGAUUCUCUCUUUCGUAUAGGAUCUGUCCCUAUCUGAAUCCCACGCAUGCAUAGAAGACACGCGCACACCCACACACGCACUUAGCUAGCAAUAGUAGCCACACAAGCAUGAACACACGCAAGCACAGGACACAUGUACACACACACACACACAGUAGCAGCUAACUUGACUACCUCCCCCCCUCCCCAGUAGUCCACCAGCUCUCUCAGUGAACAAUCUGUCUAUGAUCCAGGGUUCUACCAGCAGUCUUCACUAGACCUUAAAGCUGUCUUGUCCACUAACACAGCCCCCAGCCAGCCCAUCUCACAGCCAUAGAACCAGGGAUUGUAGUUCACACAAACACACACACACAUGCACACACAAUGAUGCACACACUCACACACACAAGGAUGUACACACGCACACACACACACACACGCAUGCCCGCACACGCACACACACACACACACACACACACACACACACACUACACUACUACACAGAGAAACCCCACAGCUGCUCCCGUCCUCUCUGAAACCUAUGGGCCAAUCAAAUGUUCAGAAAGAGAGACCUUACAAGGCAGGCCUGUCAUGAACAAAGCAGCAGGGCCUGGCUCUCCAGACAGAAAGACACUCUACAUCUGUACCUGGAGUUGUUCUUCUAAGCAGGGUCAUAUUCAUUAGGCACCAAACAGAAGAAAACAGACUGAAACAGGGAGUGACUACUUAAACUUGUCCAAUAAGAAAUGCCCAUUUUUGUUUUCCGUUGCAAAAGAUUUUGCUGCGGUGUGCCCUAAUGUAUAGGACCCAACAGAGCAACUGUGCAGCAGCAGCUCCAUAGGGAUUACAUCCACCACUGACCCCUCUGGUUCUGAUUGGCCCCACAACUCUCUCUGCUCUCCACAGGCAUAGCUCUCUCUCUGUCAGGGACAGGUCACUGAUAGAGGAAUUACACAAAUGAUUAGCUAUUUUUAUCUACUGGUGAUAUGUUGAAAGUUUUCCCUCUGUUUUCUACAUGAAAGAUUUAGGCUAUAGGGAAUCUCAUGCAUGAAAAACAGACUGGUUGGGUGUGUUACAGAGGAACUUUUAUUUUCUUACUUUGAAGUGCAAACGAUUAUGUAGACCUCAUAGGACCAUGGAAACAGAUUCCAUUUCAAUUAAGGGCUUCGAAAUGUUUACAUCCAGUGUCAUGUACUUUAAUCCUAUAUCAUUAUAUACAGUGAGGGAAAAAAGUAUUUGAUCCCCUGCUGAUUUUGUAUGUUUUCCCACUGACAAAGAAAUGAUCAGUCUAUAAUUUUAAUGGUAGGUUUAUUUGAACAGUGAGAGACAGAAUAACAACAAAAAAAUCCAGAAAAACACAUGUCAAAAUGUUAUAAAUUGAUUUGCAUUUUAAUGAGGGAAAUAAGUAUUUGACCCCCUCUCAAUCAGAAAGAGUUCUGGUUCCCAGGUGUCUUUUAUACAGGUAACGAGCUGAGAUUAGGAGCACACUCUUAAAGGGAGUGCUCCUAAUCUCAGUUUGUUACCUGUAUAAAAUACACCUGUCCACAGAAGCAAUCAAUCAAUCAGAUUCCAAACUCUCCAAAGAGCUCUCCAAGGAUGUCAGGGACAAUAUUGUAGACCUACACAAGGCUGGAAUGGGCUACAAGACCAUCGCCAAGCAGCUUGGUGAGAAGGUGACAACAAUUGGUGCAAUUAUUUGCAAAUGGAAGAAACACAAAAUAACUGUCAAUUUCCCUCGGCCUGGGGCUCCAUGCAAGAGCUCACCUCGUGGAGUUGCAAUGAUCAUGAGAACAGUGAGGAAUCAGCCCAGAACUACACAGGAGGAUCUUGCCAAUGAUCUCAAGGCAGCUGGGACCAUAGUCACCAAGAAAACAAUUGGUAACACACUACGCCGUGAAGGACUGAAAUCCUGCAGCGCCCGCAAGGUCCCCCUGCUCAAGAAAGCACAUAUACAGGCCCGUCUGAAGUUUGCCAAUGAACAUCUGAAUGAUUCAGAAGAGAACUGGGUGAAAGUGUUGUGGUCAGAUGAGACCAAAAUCGAGCUCAUUGGCAUCAACUCAACUCGCCGUGUUUGGAGGAGGAGGAAUGCUGCCUAUGACCCCAAGAACACCAUCCCCACCGUCAAACAUGGAGGUGGAAACAUUAUGCUUUGGGGGUGUUUUUCUGCUAAGGGGACAGGACAACUUCACCGCAUCAAAGGGACGAUGGACGGGGCCAUGUACCGUCAAAUCUUGGGUGAGAACCUCCUUCCCUCAGCCAGGGCAUUGAAAAUGGGUCGUGGAGGGGUAUUCCAGCAUGACAUUGACCCAAAACACACGGCCAAGGCAACAAAGGAGUGGCUCAAGAAGAAGGACAUUAAGGUCCUGGAGUGGUCUAGCCAGUCUCCAGACCUUAAUCCCAUAGAAAAUCUGUGGAGGGAGCUGAAGGUUCGAGUUGCCAAACGUCAGCCUCGAAACCUUAAUGACUUGGAGAAAAUCAGCAAAGAGGAGUGGGACAAAAUCCCUCCUGAGAUGUGUGCAAACCUGGUGGCCAACUAGGGUUUUGCCACCAAGUACUAAGUCAUGUUUUGCAGAGGGGUCAAAUACUUUUUUCCCUCAUUAAAAUGCAAAUCAAUUUAUAACAUUUUUGACAUGCGUUUUUCUGGAUUUGUUUGUUGUUAUUCUGUCUCUCACUGUUCGAAUAAACCUACCAUUAAAAUUAUAGACUGAUCAUGUCUUUGUCAGUGGGCAAACAUACAAAAUCAGCAGGGGAUCAAAUACUUACUUACGUAAGUGUAUGUUUGGCUCAAGACUUUAAUCUUGCCAUCAAAUCAUCAAAAGGAAAGCAAAUCCUCAAUCCUUCUCCUCCUCUUUAGUCCCAGAGAUUGAUUUGUCAGUGUGUGGAGAGGCAGACAGCAGCAUCAACGCUUUGUGCAGCCAGAUCAACCAUUCCUUCACCAAGCCCUCUGAGGAACUCUUCUCCAACCCCACCCCCAACGGCCUGCCAGCCUGCACUGUGCCCCCAGCCAUCCCCCCUCCAACCGCCCCCCUGCAAGGUAACUCAUUGACUACCUUAUCAUUCUCUCUCUAUGAGCUCUAGUCUGGCUUAACAUGUAGUUUACAGCUCAACUCCAACUUUGUAUUUGUAAUGUGUUUGUAUUUGUAAUGUUACUAAUGCUGAUUUGCUUCUAAUGCUUGUAAGACUGAUUUGCCUGAAAAGUGUAAGUUAUUUGUGUGUAUCUCUAGGCCGGGAUUCAAUCUGUGGUUUGCUAUAACGCAGGUCACUAUACAGCCGGCAAUGCAGCUUUUUAAAGGCCUUUUCCCCGAUGUUUGUAGAGAUCAAAUUCAUGGUAAACGCUGCGGAUGUUGGCUUAACCCUCAAAAGUUUGUUAUAUAUAUAGCGCACCUUGCAUUGAAUACCGGCCCUAAUCAGAAAAGGCUUCUGAAAAGGAUGUGUGUGUGUGUUCUCUGUGCUUGUCAUGGUAAAGCACUAGAGAGAUCCAGCAGCAGGGUUGAUGUAACGUGAUUGACGUGGUGUUCUCUUCUUCUCUCCCACAGCCACGUCCUCCUGGGUGCAGGCGGAGCCCCCGGUCCAGUCCCUUCCCCCGGUUGUCCACAGCGGGCACAGGAGGACGCCCUCCGAGGCUGAGCGCUGGCUGGAGGAGGUGGCCAAGGCCGUCAAGGCCCAGCAACAGACCCCCACCCUGCCCCCGCCACCCAUCCAGCCCACCCCUGCCAUUCCAGGGCCACCCAUGUCAAGCGCAGCUAUGUCUAACCCACUUAUGUCUGGCCCACCUAUGUCAGGUGUGCCCCUAAUGGGGGCAUCCAUGCCAGUGGUACCUGGCUCCCUGCCCACUUCCAUGCAGCCCUUUCCUUUGGCGUUUGAUGCCACUCCCGUGCCCGUGGGCAUGUAUGCCCAGCCACCCCUGCAGCCAGCGUUUGUACCCAUGCAGGCCUACAUGCCCGCCCUGGCCAACAGCAUGACAUACUCCAAUGCCAGUGUGCCUGUGGUGGGCAUCACGCCUUCCCAGAUGGUGGCUAAUGUCUUCUGCACGGCAGGGGGCUCUACCAGUGGGCCUUCCAUGGGCAUGGGCACAGGGCCCAAAAUGGGCACGCUCAGCGGUGGGCACCGCCACUCUUUCUCCGGCCAGCCGGGCGGGUUCCCUAUGCCACCCUUCGGAGCUCAUCCCACCGUCAACGGCCUCCCCCACAACAUUCCCACCUCCUCCCCCGCCACCAUCACGCAGAACGGCAUUAGCAGCAACGGCGGCAGCAGCAGUAGCUGGCCACCGGAAGGCGCACAGCAGGCCAACCCGCCCCCAGCCAAUGCCCAGGAGGUUGAUCGCUUCGAGGCAAAGUGGGCCGCGCUGGAGACCAAAUCGCAACCCAGGGCGGCGCCCAACCCCUUCUCCAAUGACUUGCAAAAGACCUUUGAGAUCGAGCUUUAA